Messenger RNA from Amorphotheca resinae ATCC 22711, 1593 nucleotides. RefSeq lists its product as hypothetical. Gene Ontology annotation, molecular function: acetyl-CoA hydrolase activity; acetate CoA-transferase activity. Gene Ontology annotation, cellular component: mitochondrion. The transcript is spliced from 4 exons. The coding region runs from base 1 to 1593 and encodes 530 amino acids. The record is from RefSeq and is a predicted model, not a curated record. Lineage: Eukaryota; Fungi; Ascomycota; Leotiomycetes; Helotiales; Amorphothecaceae. Gene Ontology annotation, biological process: acetate metabolic process.
AUGGCUUCCUCAGCCCUUCUCAAAGCGUCCGCCGAGCUGACGGCUCGUGUGCGUCGGCCCUCGCUGCUGAAGAAACUGGCAAAUGCGGAGGACCUGCUCCCGCUGUUCCCGCAUGGCUCGUAUAUUGGAUGGUCUGGGUUUACCGGUGUUGGAUAUCCCAAGAAGAUCCCAACGAUGCUGGCAGACCAUGUCGAGAAGAAUAACCUGCAGGGCAAGAUGAAGUACUCGCUGUUCGUGGGUGCGUCGUCCGGUGCAGAGACGGAGAACCGAUGGGCCGAAUUGAAUAUGAUCGAGAGACGGAGUCCGCAUCAAGUAGGCAAGGCAAUUGCGAAAGGAAUCAACAAUGGAAACAUUCAAUUCUUUGACAAACAUUUGUCCAUGUUCCCUGUGGACUUGGUUUAUGGAUUCUACACCAAGGACCGGCCAAACAACAAGCUGGAUGUGGUUAUCGUGGAAGCUACCGCCAUUACCGAGGAUGGUGGAAUCGUUCCUGGUGCCUCUGUCGGAGCAUCACCUGAAUUGAUCCAAAUGGCUGAUAAGAUCAUUGUCGAAGUCAACACAUCCAUGCCAUCCUUUGAAGGUCUCCACGAUAUUACUAUGACCCAACUUCCCCCACACCGAAAGCCCUACCUGAUCAUGGCCCCUGAGGACCGUAUUGGAACCACUUCCAUCCCUGUUGACCCAGAGAAGAUCGUUGCUAUCGUCGAGUCCGAUUACCAGGACCAGACCCAACCAAACUCCCCUGAAGAUGACACCUCAAAAUCAAUUGCAAAGCACCUCAUUGAAUUCUUAGAGCACGAAGUGGCCCAUGGCCGUCUUCCUAAGAACCUCCUCCCAAUCCAGUCCGGCAUUGGAAACAUUGCCAACGCUGUUAUCGGAGGAUUGGCGGAAUCAAAGUUCGAGCACAUGAAGGUUUGGACUGAGGUUCUGCAAGAUACCUUCCUCGACCUCUUCGAUUCCGGUCGUCUGGACUUCGCAACCUCAACGUCGAUCCGCUUCUCUCCAGAUGGAUUCAAGCGUUUCUACGAUGGAUGGGAGAACUACUAUGACAAGCUCCUUCUCCGACCUCAACAAGUUUCCAACUCCCCAGAAAUCAUCCGAAGACUGGGUGUCAUUGGUAUGAACACCCCAGUCGAGGUUGACAUCUACGCCCACGCAAACAGCACCAACGUCAUGGGUUCCCGCAUGCUGAACGGCCUGGGAGGAUCCGCCGAUUUCCUCCGCUCCUCCAAGUACAGUAUUAUGCACACUCCUUCCACUCGCCCCUCGAAAACCGACCCUACCGGUGUAAGCUGCAUCGUGCCCAUGUGCACCCACGUCGACCAAACCGAGCACGAUCUCGACGUCGUCGUGACCGAGCAAGGAUUGGCGGAUGUCCGUGGCCUGAGCCCCAAGGAGAGAGCGAAGGUCAUCAUCGACAAGUGCGCGCACCCAGACUACAAGCCCAUCCUUGAGGACUACUUCAAGAAGGCCGAGUUUGAAUGCAUGAGAAGGGGCUGGGGCCACGAGCCUCACCUCCUGUGGAACAGCUUCGAUAUGCACAAGGCUCUUGACAAGGAGGGCAGCAUGAAGAAGCUUAAGACUUGGGGUUGA